UUUCUCGUAGCGCACAUGCAUUGUAGCGCCAAGAGUGAGCGAGUGAAACCGGCUUUAAAUAAACACAUUCAGUGCGAAUAGCUGGUAUUCGCCUUUAAGGUCUCUUGCAGAGCAGAAGUAAAUUGGGAUUUAGCGCAACUGUUCGAUUUUGCGAAAACUUACGAGUAAAACUGAGAAUUUUUCAACAACUUGUGAAAUUUGUUAAAGAAAAAUAUAUCAUUAUCUGCAGAUAUUUGAAAAAGAACAAAUCUUUUAAUAUCAAUCAAAGCAUUUUUUCUAUUUAAACCGCACCCACUGCGAAUGAAACAACCAAAGAGCAUUUUAGUGCUACAAUAAUCACAGGAACAACAUUUUUUUGUUGGUUAUAACACCACACAUAUUAACUAAAAGCAAGAAAACACGAAUAAAAAUCAAACUUUUGCCAAAAGUAGUCAAGUAAAAAAGUAGCUAAACGCGAAAAAGUUGCGUGAGGCACGCAACGAAUUGCAAUUUUCAGCCAUAGAAAAUUUGUGAAAACCUUAAGUGAAAAUUUUUAACGGCGAAACAGAAGCAAAUACACAUAGUGAAAGUCACAAAAGCGUACCCGCACUUCACGUACUGAAUACAUUUGAAAAAUUACAACAACAACAAGUAAAAAAGCGAAAUAAAUUUUUUCCUGUACACCAAUUGCAUUUCUCGAGGGCAAAAUUGGUGCUGCAAAUUGUAUUCGCUUAGCUACCCAUACGCCACACGGCACUGACCAUAAAAUUGGUUCAAUAUUUACAGCAAAGCAACGCAACAACGGUGAUAGUAACAGUGAUACAAACAGAGUCCAUACCGACGACGACAACAACAGCCUUAAAAUGACAAGUGCAACAACCACAAAUCUAAAUCGCUCACAUAGUUUUGUGAAUGCGCUCAAGUGGUGGCCACUCCAGGGUCACAACCAUCAGUCGAACAAUGCAGCAGCAUCGGCAAAUGGCAGCGGUGGCACAGGAGGAGGCGGUGGCGGCGGCGGCGGUGGCGGUGGUGUUGUCGGCGGUGGCGCCAGUACGGCCAGCGGUUUAAGUUUAUUGGCGCAUUUACACAGUAAAACUGCGACUUUUGGCAGUUCGGUUGCAGUGCAAAAGCUGCGCGAAUCCAAGUGGUUCAAACGCGAUGAGCAACGUAUUUUCUGUGCUGUCGUCGAAUGUGGCUUCAUUGUCGAAGUGCGCAGCGCAAACACCAACAACAGUACAACUAAUAAACGUACUAUGCGCAGCAAUAGCAGCGGCAGCGGUGGCAGUGGUGUCGACGAAUAUGAUGUGGACGAUGACAAUGACGAUGAGGAUGAGGUGGCGCUGCAGCUGCCACUGCGAGCGCAGGAUGAAAACGAAACACCAAUGACGUCAUGGUUCGGCAUUGUCCUGUGCAAAACGGCAAAAGACAAUAAACCCAAACCUGAAACCAUUGAAGUAUUCACCGUAAAAAUUCGUGAGAACGGUACAUUCAAAAUGGUCAAACUAACGCUUGAGGAUAUCUGGAAUCAAGGCUGGGAACUUCGAAUUAAUAAUUUCGCCGACAAGGAAAAAUCAGCGCAUAACGAAAAGGACAUACGCAAUCAGGUGUCGUUUGCGCGCAAGGCCAGGCAUAGUUUGUGGAACAACAACAAGCAUUUUGUUUAUUGGUGUCGCUAUGGCAGUCGUCAGCAGGAUGUGCGGAAGCGCCAGAUGUCCGAGUGCGUUAAGUGGGGCAGCGUAGGCAUGAACGCCGGCAUGCUGCUGCUGAUGAACAAGCAAAAAUCCUACUCCACAUCCAAGUGAGCGGAUGAUCUGCCUGUGCGGCUAGCAGCGUAGAGGUUUUCAGAUUUCAGCAAUUCCACAAAUCCAGUGAGGAGAUUCGCGCUUGCAAUCAAACGAUCAAUCAAACAAAAUGGAGAGAGAUAAAGUGAAAAAUAUUGUACUGAAGACAAAAAAAACACAAAACAAAACAAAACAAAAAUGAAAAGACCACAAAAAUUUUAAUAUAAAGAACGUGUAUGGCACUAAUAUUAAAGUUGCAUUGAUUUUAUGAGCAUAUCUACAUACAUACCUAUGUAUGUAUGUAUGUAUAUGCUUAUGUAUCAACAUUCAUACAUAUGUAUUUGUGUGAUAAUGCAAUGUUUGUAGGUGAUUUGCUGUGCGAUUGAUAUUGAUAUUGUUAAAAACACACGCAACUGUAUUCAGUGAUAAAUUUUUAGAAAUUUGGCGCUCGAAGCUCUAUGAAAAUUGUUUAUAAAAAAUAUUAUAAAUUAAGUGCGCAGGCGCCAGUGAAUUGUAAAUUACAUGCACAUGCGAAGAAGGAACAAGUAUUUAAUUUUGUCGAAAAAACCCAAAGCAAAUGUUUCAAAAUAAAAAAUGCAAUUAUUUGAAAAUCACAAAUGUACUUCAGAGCAAAAAAAAAAAAAGCAAAUAUAGCAAGGAGCUAAGUUACCAAGGUAUUAUGAAUGCACAGAGCAGCAGUUUAAGUUAUUUAUUUUUUAUUUUUUAUUAUUUCCUUUUUUCUUAAGUUAGAUAAGUUGCGCAAUUGUGGUCAAAUCACGCGAGAGGCAGAGAAUACACGUUCUCUUAUUUUUCGUCUUUAUUUUCCUGGUUGCUGAUGAUCGCUUUGGUUGCAUAUACAUACAUACAUAUGUACAUGCAUGUAGUAUGUAUUCUAGAUAUAUAGUAGUGAGCGCGAAUCGAUAGCCGAACCCUAGGUGACCCAGGUGAUGAUACAACAUUCACAUACAUAUGCACAUGCAUACCUUGUUAAUAUAUAUUACUCACAAACAUACAAAUGUAUGUAUAUCGAUGGUACUCUGCAAUAACGAAACAACUCGAAAUUUCAUAUAUUUCAGUAGAGCCAAUUAAAGAUUUUUUUGUUUCGUAACUUAGCAAUAAUAUGUCUUGGAACGUAAUUUUUCAAAUUAUGACUUUAUCUAAAGAUUUAGUAAAUGUUGGGCUGCAAAAAUACGAAAUAAGUAACAACUAACUAGUAAGUAGUAAAACGAAAAAAAUUCCAUUUGUAUUGCUGAACAACGGCACAAAACGAAAAGUGUCGUUAUUUCACAUAACAGCACGACUAACCUAUCGAGAGUUUUUGACUUAUGCCUCUGCCGGAUUGGUAACCACUCGAUUUGGCACAGAAAAAUAUGGUUAGUUAUAAACCUAAUCUGCUAUAUAUGUAACUAAAAACUAUGAAAUUUUGAGUUGUGCCGUUAUUGCAGAGGACCGUCGAUAUGUUGUCACCCUUAAUUCACAAAUGCCCUAACGAAGAAUUUUUUUUAUUUUACAGGAGAAACAAAAAAACACUUUAAAAGUAGUAUCACUCACAGGUAGGACCUUUUAAAAAGUGAUGUCCAACUCGUAGUUUUUGGUACUAACACUUUUAAAUUUUUAUUGUAGGUGUAUUUUAAUACAUCCUACCAAAA
Molecule: messenger RNA, 3409 nt
Organism: Rhagoletis pomonella (apple maggot)
Lineage: Eukaryota; Metazoa; Arthropoda; Insecta; Diptera; Tephritidae
Exons: 4
Coding region: 843-1781 (312 amino acids)
Source: RefSeq, a predicted model, not a curated record